This is a messenger RNA of Polyodon spathula (Mississippi paddlefish), 564 nucleotides long. Its product is annotated as coiled-coil domain-containing protein 82-like. The coding region runs from base 148 to 537 and encodes 129 amino acids. Gene Ontology annotation, cellular component: nucleus. The record is from RefSeq and is a predicted model, not a curated record. The transcript is spliced from 3 exons. NCBI's taxonomy places the organism in Eukaryota, Metazoa, Chordata, Actinopteri, Acipenseriformes, Polyodontidae.
UCCUUAGUGUAUUCUAAACUUUGAAAACUGUAACUUUUAUCAUGCUAUUUUUAAAUUUGACAGUUAUUAAGUUGUCACUUAUUUUCUUUUUAGAAAUAUCUGGAUGCUUAUUCUUGCCUUGAUUUUAAUGAGCAAGGAGCCAUUGAAAUGAAAUGCCAGGCAUGUUCGAAGAAGCGUAUGUGCAAAUAUGUAAUAACCUUAUCUGGGUCGGAUUAUGAUAAGAAAACAUUAAAAAAGGAUAUAUUUCUGGAUGAUAAACGGACUGUGCAGGUUGGAAGUCUGUGUGCAGAAAAGACUCGAUUAUACCACCAACUUCGGCAUUUUAAAUACAAUUUACAACAGGACUGCAUUUCUGUUGUACAGAAUUACCCUGCUAAUAAUGAUGCAGAUGACAGAAUAAAACAUAUUCUUGCACAACUAGAUAAUGGCUGGAUCCAAGAGCAAAGAAACGAUCUUUCACGUCUGAUUACGGAUGCAGUUGAUUUCUGGGAAAAGGCACAGAAAAUGAUUGCGGAGAUGCGAUCAGUUUGGGGAUAAUGGUCAAAAACGUGUUAAAAUCACGCU